Messenger RNA from Pyricularia grisea, 1707 nucleotides. RefSeq lists its product as uncharacterized. The coding region runs from base 1 to 1707 and encodes 568 amino acids. Gene Ontology annotation, biological process: carbohydrate transport; transmembrane transport. The transcript has a single exon. Gene Ontology annotation, molecular function: carbohydrate:proton symporter activity. Gene Ontology annotation, cellular component: membrane. Lineage: Eukaryota; Fungi; Ascomycota; Sordariomycetes; Magnaporthales; Pyriculariaceae. The record is from RefSeq and is a predicted model, not a curated record.
AUGGCAUCGCCGCCUCCCAUCGAAGUCGUCAGACCCAUUGACACGUCCCUUCAGCCGACUGAGUCCAACGCCAAUGACCUAACCACGCCACAUUCAACCACAGAUUCUUCCCGCCACUUUCACCAAGACAGCGGCACAGUGAAGAAGCUCUCGGCAAUCCAAGCAGUCCGCAAAUGGCCCUGGAUAUCAGCUUGGCAGCUCGCCCUCUCGUCAGGCAUCAUCCUCACUGGCUUUGACCUCAGCAUCGUUUCCAACGUGGCAUCCCUCCCGGCCUUCCAAGUCCAAUACGGAGCCCUCUACGGUGACAAGCACAUUCUGCCGGCACUCUGGCUCGGAGUAUGGAAUGCCUCGUAUCCGAUUGGCGCCGUUUUCGGUGCCCUCGCCGCAGGCCUGCUUCAAGAUGUCGUGGGACGUCGAGCCUCCGUCGCGGCCGCCAGUCUCCUCUCAGCCGCCUGUGUUGCUGGGGCUUUCUUUUCGGACCAGGCGGGCGUAGUUGAUGCACAGCGAGGCGUAUUUCUCGUCGCCAAAACGAUGCAGGGCUUCGCAACCGGCAUGAUGCUCUGCACCGUCGAGACGUGGCAAUCCGAGGUCCUACCGCCGGCGCUUCGCGGGCCCGGCAUAGCCCUUUACCCCAUCUUUACGCUGCUUGGUCAACUCGUCGGCGCCGUCGUUGUCCAGGCUGUUCUCGACGUCAAGUACAUGGUCAACUACCGGCUAGCCUUGGCAACACAGUGGCCAUUUACCGUGAUCCCACUAGUCGUGGCGGUUCUGAUGCCAGAGAGCCCGACUUGGCUUGUGCGGAUGGGUCGGCUGGAUGGUGCGCGCAAGAGUCUGACACGACUAGGGUCUACAAGGGACGAUAGCGACAUUGAUGCCGAGCUAGAUGGCUUGAAGAGCAUCAUCGAGCUCGAGCGCGAACAGAGCGAUAACAGAAAGGUGGGCUACAUCGAGUGCUUCAAAGGAACUGACAGCCGCCGGUCGUGGAUCAUACUAUUUGCGCGGGUCAUCCCAUCGCUCUUCGGCCUCCCGCUCUUCUCCACGGCCAGCUACUUCUUGCAAGUCCUCAACGUCCCACCACGCCUCAGUCUGCUCUUCACGCUCAUUGGCGUCGUCAUUGGAUUAUUCUCAAACUUUGCCAGCUUCUGGACACUCACCACAUUCGGCCGCCGACCACUCAUCAUAGUCUCCAUGGUUGGCGCGGCAGUCAUGUGGGGAUCGAUUGGUAUCGCGGGCUGUUUCCCGUCGACUCUAGCGGCCGUGCAGUGGUAUGUUAUUGUGGGCAUGAUGAUCACCAUCUCGGUUGUCGGGGUGGCGGCCUGGCCUGCCUCGCACGUCGUGGCCGUUGAGACGUCGUCGCUCCGGCUCCGUUCACGCAGCCAGGGCAUUGCCGGUGUAGCGUCCAACCUCGUGAUGGGCGUCGUGAGCAUCUUCCUCCCUUACAUUUACAACCAAGACCAGGGUAACGGCGGCGCGCGCGUCGGGUUUCUUUUUGCAUUCCUCUGCCUGCUCGGUGCCGUGCUGUCGUGGCUAUUUAUCCCCGAGAUGAAGGACCGCACCGUUGAGGCCGUAGACGCCAUGUUUGAGCUGCGGCUCCCUGCGAGGGCUUUUGCGAGCUGGCGGCGUGAAGGAGAUGAGGAGCCCGAGGAUCGGGAGAAGACCCCUGGCACUGAGGAGCGCGAAGCUCAAGUGACGGCUGAGAAAAUCUGA